AUGGCGGAUGAAGAAGUCUUUAAUGUUGAAAAUGACCUGCCAAUGUUUUUAGAGUCCGUUUUAGACAACGUAGAAUCUAUUUUUCAAAGUGAUGUUGACCUAGAAGUCGCCGAAUCCCAUGCUGAAGUUAUUGAUCAAAGUAUUCGUUUGAAUAGAUCAAUAAGUGAGUGCGCCGAUGUCGAGACUCAAGACAAGAUGAAUCUGAAUACACUUUCCACCGUUUUUACUGAUGUACUAUCGCUGUUAAACCAUCCAAAUGCCAUAAGAUCUCCAACUACGGCUUAUGAGAACAAAACUGAGGUAGCAACUGAAGUAAAUGGUUGUCCUAGAAGACCGCGUUUUGUUAUCCGUGCUGAAAUGCUUGAAGAGCUUCGAGAACUUGGAUUUAGUUGGACUAAGAUAGGAUAA
Messenger RNA from Paramuricea clavata, 408 nucleotides. NCBI's taxonomy places the organism in Eukaryota, Metazoa, Cnidaria, Anthozoa, Malacalcyonacea, Plexauridae. The record is from the annotation of a GenBank genome assembly.